AUGCCUGGCACUGUGGCAGACGGGCCGACGGUCUCUAUGUCUUUUGCCAACAACUUCUGGGGUAAAGAUGAUGCAGGUCUUCAACCUAUGCUGGAUCGCAUGCACGGUUCAAAGACUACAAGUGAUGAAUUGAAGGCCUUUUACAGCGUACGGGCUGCUAUCGAAGAUGAAUAUGCGCGAAAGUUAUCAGCGCUCUGCAGGAAGCCGUUUGGGACAUGCGAAUCUGGAUCGCUUCGAGUCUCGCUGGAUGUGGUCCGCGGAGAAACGGAAGCGAUUGCCAAAGCACACGCAGCGAUUGCUGGUCAAAUGAAGACUGAACUUGAAGAACCUCUCGGUGCUUUUGCCAGUGGACUGAAGGAGAGGCGAAAGAUCAUCCAAAAUGGGAUUGAACGUCUGCAUAAGAAUAAGAUGCAACAGACACAUGUGGUCAACAAGACUCGUGAUCGCUUCGAACAAAACUGCCUCCAGAUCAAGGGUUAUCUUGCCCAGGGGCAUAUGGUGAUGGGUCAAGAGGAACGGAAAAACAAAUCUAAGCUUGAAAAAACCCAGAUUCAGAUGGCAUCAAAUAGCCAAGAAUACGAGGCUGCAGUUAAGGUACUUGAAGACACGACCGGCCGCUGGAACAAGGAGUGGAAGGCUGCUUGUGACAAAUUUCAAGACCUGGAAGAAGAGCGACUCGAUUUCACUAAGAGCAGUCUCUGGACUUACGCAAACAUUGCAUCGACCGUCUGUGUGAGUGACGACGCUUCUUGUGAGAAGAUCCGAUUGUCUCUUGAGAACUGUGAGGUUGAAAAGGACAUUGUCUCGUUUAUUCAAGACCGCGGAACCGGCCAGGAGAUUCCUGCUCCUCCUCGCUUUAUCAAUUUCUGCAAGGAGGAUGACGAUGCAGCAUCGGAUAUCGAUGGAGCGGAUGGCUACUCGGUUGCUCAGUUCCAGCGAACAAUGAACCCUGCUUUCCGGACAUCUUCGCCACAACCAUCCACUUUCGAGUCCCACCAUGAUCCGCAGUCCGAUCUUGCGGCUCAAAUGGGCCAUCCGACUCCUCCUAUCGCCAACACACAGGAAGCGCCUCCUCAGCCCAUCCCACAGGAGCCUCCAAUGCAGCGUAUGCAGCAAGAGCCUCUCAUCCAGCGUCCUCCGCAAGACCCACAACUUCAGCGUGUUCCACAGGAGCCUCCAAUGCAGCGCAUGCAGAGCCAGCCGCCUUCUCAGGCCAUGCCACCACCACAGCAAAUGCCACAGCAACUACCCAUGCAAAGCAUGGCGCAGCAACCGCUUCCGCUUGACCUUCGCCGGGGUGGGCAACCGCCACCGAACUAUGAUCCGGAGCAGCAUGGUCAAAUCAAUAAGGUCCCCCAUAAUGCGUACCCUACCGAUGGUAUGACGAUGUUCUGCCGCACUGGUCCACCUUCCGAGCGUAGCUCUGCAGCUAGCGGAUACCGACCCUCUAGUCGUGAUUCGCAGAGUGAUAUAUCGAACCCUACUUCCGCGUCUAGUGUCGAACCUCCAGCCCCGGUUAUGAUGAAUCAGAAGCCAGCACCGCCGCUCCCAAGCGUGAUGAAGCAACAGUCCCCUCCUAAGCCCAUUCACAAUGCAUCCUCACCCAGCGCACAAGAUGACAUCGCGCCAAAGAAGAAGAGCACAUUUUUCAGUAACAGUCCAUUCCGACGAAAGAGCCGCCACGAGAAAGAAAGGCCGGUCAUUCCUGCUGCUCAGUCUGCUUCCCGAAGCCCAUGGAGCUCCCCUACAAAGCAGCAGUCUAGCCCGCCCAAGGCCAUACCGUCGCCAGCCUCGCGGCCCGACGCUCGCUCUCGUAGCCCCGAACCAGUCGACCCUAGGGCCAACUUCCAGCUGAAUGUGGGCAACAACGUUUUCGAUGUAGCUUCGCCUGACAAGAAUCCUUCGAAGCCGGGAUCCCAGCAAGCUAAAUCAGCUGAAGAUGACCUGGAUCCUAUUGCUAGGGCCCUCGCAGACUUGAAGACAACUGGCAAUGGUAAGCAGUCUAGCUUACGCGUAUCAGCCGACAGGUAUCACGGAAUCCAAACCCCUACGCCUUCAGCACCAACAUCAGCUUACGGAGGUAGUAGCGCUGCUGCCCCACCAGCAUAUAACGAUCCAUCUGUCAAGCGACUCGGUGCCCCCGAACCAGCAUUCACCGCAAAGCAGAUGCAAAAGACGACCCAACGAUACACUGGCCAGACUCAAAGUGUACUUCGAGGUGGCAGCAACAACCCGUCACCCACGAAGCCUCAAGAGGUUCCUCGCGCAAGAUCGCCAGCCCCACGACGUAGUGCUAGUCCCCAAGUGUCUCCUUCUCCUCGGCCUGAACCUCGCACUGGAUACGGCGGCGGUGGCGCCAGUCCAAGCCCAAGCACCUAUCACUCUGGCAGUGCUCGCAGCCGCUACAGUCAAUCGCCAACCCCCCGUCGAGCCCAAGAGCCCCCAUAUUCUCCCAAUGACUACGCGAGAAGAGCUUCGCCAGCUCCAUCGCAUCGUGCAGUAUCCCCCCAACCUCAAUUUCGACAGCAGACUCGUCCAUCUAGCGCUGGGGGAAUGGAGUUGCAGCUUUCUGGUAGCGAGUACGGAGGCGGUAGUCCAUCUGGUUAUGCUCCGAGCCGAAGCGAUAGCCGUUCCCGGUCAUACUAUGGUGGUGAUAAUGGUGCUCCCCCUGUUGGUCGCUCUAGGAGCCGCACUGUUGCUGUUGCCGAGCCAGGACGGAAAUUCAGUCGUGAUGGACGCCCCAUCCUUCACUUUGCGCGCGCAAUGUACGGCUACAACGCUGCUAUCCCUGAAGAGCUCGGCUUUGGAAAGGGCGAUUGCUUAUCUGUCAUCCGUCUCCAGGAUGAUGGUUGGUGGGAAGCUGAAAUCACCAAUGCCCGUAGCCAUCCUGGCCUAGUCCCCAGCAACUACUUGCAGAUUAUCUAG
Penicillium angulare is the source of this 2925-nucleotide messenger RNA. Its product is annotated as formin-binding protein HOF1. Gene Ontology annotation, molecular function: phospholipid binding; protein binding. The transcript has 5 exons. The record is from RefSeq and is a predicted model, not a curated record. Gene Ontology annotation, cellular component: mitotic actomyosin contractile ring, proximal layer; cytoplasmic side of plasma membrane; cell division site. The coding region runs from base 1 to 2925 and encodes 974 amino acids. Lineage: Eukaryota; Fungi; Ascomycota; Eurotiomycetes; Eurotiales; Aspergillaceae. Gene Ontology annotation, biological process: cytoskeleton organization.